Messenger RNA from Homalodisca vitripennis (glassy-winged sharpshooter), 824 nucleotides. RefSeq names its product cubilin-like. Bases 282 to 824 code for a protein of 180 amino acids. The transcript is spliced from 6 exons. NCBI's taxonomy places the organism in Eukaryota, Metazoa, Arthropoda, Insecta, Hemiptera, Cicadellidae. The record is from RefSeq and is a predicted model, not a curated record.
UACUGUUUCCAAAUGUGGAGGUAACAUUACCUCUCCCACAACUAUCUCUGAGCCUAACAGCUCUCACUUCCGCGAAUGUGUCUGGUUUGUAACUGCUCCACCCGAUAAAGUUGUAACAAUCAAGAUGAAAUCAAUGAGAAACAUAUUCAUAACGUGCAACAGUAACAACAUCAAGAUCUACGACGGUCACAAUGUGACCAACGCAUCAAGUUUUGAUUGACACAGUGUGUAGAACGAGAGGUCCAGGUGUGAAGACCAGAUUUAGGUCUUCUGGUAAUCUGAUGGCCAUCAAGUUUCAGAGUGAAUCCUUCUCAUUCUUACGCUUCCAGGCUGCCAUCGGUUUUACUUAUGGUGAAAAGCACAACUGUGGUGGUACGAUCCAUUUAGCCAAUGUGAGUCUACCGUACCUGCUACAAGCCCCAGAUGUGGAUGGCGAUGGCCACUAUGAACCUCUGCUCUCCUGUGAUUGGUUGUUCCUGGCUCCUGAUGCUCACCAGAUACGAGCCUCCUUCAAUAAACUGGAUAUCCAGAACUGCUCCAACUGUAACUGUGAUGUUCUAAAGAUAACGGAUGGAGAAGUUGAUACUGAUGACAGUUGGACCACUAUGUUCUGCUCAUCAUCACUCAAUGGAAUCUCUUGGAGGAGAAAAUCUCUUCUAGAGGCAGUCUUUUGGUCCAUUUCUCUUCUGAUGCAACUGUUGAACUAUCUGGCUUCCAGCUCUCCAUUACUACUUUCCCCAUCUCUUUGUGGUCCGAGCACAAGACAUGCUACAAGGCAGUUACAGGUGUUACAGUCACCCGGUAUGGAUGGAACCCUUAUUUGA